Messenger RNA from Podospora pseudopauciseta, 962 nucleotides. RefSeq lists its product as uncharacterized. The transcript is spliced from 3 exons. Gene Ontology annotation, cellular component: nucleus. NCBI's taxonomy places the organism in Eukaryota, Fungi, Ascomycota, Sordariomycetes, Sordariales, Podosporaceae. The record is from RefSeq and is a predicted model, not a curated record. Bases 1 to 660 code for a protein of 219 amino acids.
AUGUCCCACCACUGCCACGACGAACACCACGACCACUCUCAUGGCGGGGAGGGAGAACAUGACCAUAGCGACGACAUCACGCCCGCGCUGCAGUUUUCGCUGUACCAGCACAUUGACUUUGACGGGGUGGCGACGCUGAAUGAGGCUACUUACGGGUCAGGGAAGGAGGUAUUGAAGAAGACGUGGGCGGAGAGGUUGAGGGUUGAGCCUGAGGUUGAGAGCGAUGGGGAUGAGCAGUUGUUGGUGAAUGUGCCAUUUACCGGACAGGUCAAGCUGCAUAGUAUCUUGUUGAGGACAUCAGACAGUGAUUCUGCGCCAAAGACGAUGAAAGUUAUCAUCAACAGGGAUGAUGUCGAUUUUGAUGUUGCUGAGAGCGCAACCGCGACGCAGGAGUUUGAGUUAGCCCGGACGGGGGAGGUGCAGGAGGUUGCGGUGAGAAGAGCCCGCUUCAACGCCGUCCGCCGCCUGUCUCUCUUCUUCCCCGACAACUUUGGCGACGGGGACGAGGACGUCACGAGGAUAUCGUACAUUGGUUUCAAGGGGGAGUGGAUGCAGCUGGGACGAGCACCGGCAAACAUCCUGUACGAGGCGGCGGCGAACCCGAGUGAUCACAAGGUUAAGGGGGUGGGGGUUAACCAGAUGGGAAGUGACAUUCAGUAGUAAGAGUCAAUUCAUGAAUAAGAUGGGGGGUUGAUUUGUAAGAGACAAAAAAAACACUACAUGAAAUCAUCCUCCCAAUCUGACCCCCUGUCCUGGUUGCUGGACUGGGCCAGGUUCUCCUCGGUGAAGAUGUCGUCGUAGGCGUGGUCCUUUUGGUAUUUCUUCUCCUGGCGCUCUUUGGCGAUGCGGGCUUCUUCUUUUUUCUGUUUUUAUUUUUUUCCACACACACGUCAAUUAACCAAGUUAAAAGAGAUAGAAACGGGAGGGAUGACUAACCCUCGCCAGAAAAGCACUAUGAUCCC